GGGCGGGUUGGACUCCCCUCUAGGAGCAGGAGCGACGCGGUGAGCGAGCUCGCGUUCCAGGCUGGGGGAGGGUGCUUGCUGCUACCUAGCCUCCCUGUCCUAGAAAGAUGGUUGGAACCCCGGGAGAGGCCACUCCGGCUGCGGUGCGGCCGCCUCGGGCUACGCCUGGGGCGCAGAGCUGGCCGGGACCCAGGCUUGCUGCGGAGAACAGCAGAGUAACCUCUCCAACCUCUAACCUUUAUGAAUGAUUAAGUCCCGGCUAAAGCCAGUUCGCGAGACCAUACUGUGUGUGUAUUUAUGAUUUGUAUCAGUUAGUUGUGGUUUACUUUAGGAGUAAGUGGAGGUCCACUCGGUAAGGAAAUUUACCAAGGAGUUAUUAUUUGAAAGACUGAUAAAUCUUUUAUAUAGCUAUGAUGGCAUCUACUAGUGAUACCAAGAUCUGUAAGAACCAGGAUGGAGUUUUGGAAAUAAAAAUGGAGGAAGAGUGUAAGUAUACCGCCAAACAAGAUAGGAACCCGCAAAGGAACACUUAUAACAGAGACGUCUUCCGGAAAUACUUCAGACAGUUUUGCUACCAGGAAACAUCUGGACCCCGGGAGGCUUUGAGCCGACUCCGGGAACUUUGUCGUCAGUGGCUGCGGCCAGACUUGAACAGCAAGGAGCAGAUCCUGGAGCUGCUGGUGCUGGAGCAGUUCCUGACCAUCCUGCCAGGGGAGCUGCAGGCCUGGGUGCAGGAGCAGAACCCCGAGAGUGUGGAGGAGGUAGUGACUGUGCUGGAGGAUUUAGAGAGAGAGCUUGAUGAACUAGGAUACCGGGCCUCAGUCCAAACUGAAGAACAGGAAAUACUGUUGCAGGAGAUGAGACCUUUAGCAGCAGAGCAGAAACCCAGUGUGUCCCUUCAAUUUGUCAAGGCCAAGCCGGGGUGUGAACUUGCAGCCUGUGAAGCCCAAGAGGAGCACGUUUCAGGUAUUGAGACUGGAAAUGAGUCCAGGAAUGUAACUCUGAAGCAAGGCCUCUGGGAAGGAAUGGAAGCAGAACAGAAUCCCUCUAGCAGAUUAGCAAAGGAUGCACUUGAGUAUGAAAAAACUCAUGUUCUUGGAGAAGAGUCUUCUGGUGUUUCCCAUGAAGACAGCCAGUCUCUGCGCAAUGAAAACGGGGUAAAAUCUGCCGAGAACUCAAACCACGCUAAACACCAGAACAUCUAUGCAGGGCGAAAAGUGCAUGGAUGUGAUGAGUGCGGAAAGAGUUUUAGUCAGCACUCUCGCCUAAUAGAGCACAAGAGAGUCCACACUGGAGACAGGCCCUACAAAUGUGAAGAAUGUGGGAAAACUUUCCGAUGGAGGACUGUUCUUAUUCGACACAAGGUGGUACACACUGGAGAGAAACCAUAUAAAUGUAAUGAAUGUGGCAGGGCUUUUGGCCAGUGGUCAGCUCUUAACCAACAUCAGAGACUUCACUCGGGAGAAAAGCACUACCACUGUAAUGAAUGUGGCAAAGCCUUUUGCCAGAAAGCAGGCCUCUUUCACCAUCUCAAGAGCCACAGAAGAAACAGACCUUAUCAGUGUCUUCAGUGUAAUAAAAGUUUUAAUCGCCGGUCCACACUUUCUCAGCACCAAGGAGUUCACACUGGUGCAAAACCCUACGAAUGCAAUGAUUGUGGGAGAGCUUUUGUUUAUAACUCAUCUCUUGCUUCCCAUCAGGAAACCCAUCACAAGGAGAAACCCUUCACUCAAAGCGGUCCUACUCAGCAGCAGAGGAACCACACCAGGGAGAAACCCUACAAGUGCAAUGUAUGUGGAAAAGCAUUUGUUCAAAAAAGAAGUCUUACAGAACAUGAGCAAAUUCAUAUUGGAGAGAAACCGUAUAAAUGUGCCGAGGGGGGGAAGGCCUUUAUUCAGAUGUCAGAACUCACGGAACAUUAGGGAAUCCACACUGUGGGAAGGCCCCGCAAAUGUGAUGACUGUGGCAAGACCUUCAGAUAGGAGUCAGCUUAGUAAGCUUCAGAGAAUUCAUAAUAAGGUGCUCCCUAAAAGGGUAAUGGGUGUGGGAAAUUGUUCACACAGAACUCAACUCUUAUCAUCAGACUAGUCACAAAAAGAGCAAGAACUCUCUGUGAUGACUACAGAGAAGCCAUCUCACAGUGUAGACUGAUGAGAAAUACUGUGUAUGUAAUGCUUUGUGGCAACACUUCAGCCUUUGCUGCUGUAAACCAUAAAUAUUUGAUGAGCUCC
Apodemus sylvaticus (European woodmouse) is the source of this 2231-nucleotide messenger RNA. RefSeq names its product zinc finger and SCAN domain containing 12 (gene Zscan12). Bases 411 to 1922 code for a protein of 503 amino acids. Gene Ontology annotation, biological process: regulation of transcription by RNA polymerase II. The record is from RefSeq and is a predicted model, not a curated record. The transcript has 5 exons. Lineage: Eukaryota; Metazoa; Chordata; Mammalia; Rodentia; Muridae. Gene Ontology annotation, molecular function: RNA polymerase II cis-regulatory region sequence-specific DNA binding; DNA-binding transcription factor activity, RNA polymerase II-specific.